GCCCGGAAUUUCCUCCCCACUUGUUUUCAGUCAUGCUGGGCAAGAGGAUCUUCUGUUUUUCAUGCUUGCCUGUUGUGUGGAGACUCAUGUUGCUGUUGGUUUGUAUCUGCACCUGGCUAGCAGCCCAGACCCAUGGAGCACUGGUUGUUUUUCCCAGAGAUGCUCUUAAAGAGGAUGCCAAAGAAACUAUGGGCCCCAGCAUCAGGUCAAUAAAGAAAAGAAGCACAAACCCUGCAAAUGUGGUGGAGGUGUACAGUGUGAAGGUGGACUGCACUGUGACGUCUCGUUUUGCUCACACCGUCAUGACCUCUAAGGCCCUGAACAAAGGGAACACCUCCAAGGAAAUCGUCUUUGAAAUGGACCUUCCCAAGACGGCCUUCAUCAGCAACUUUAGCAUGGAAAUUGAAGGUCAGGUGUAUGUUGGGGAAGUGAAGGGGAAAGAGAAAGCAAAGAAAGAGUAUGAGAAAGCUGUUUCUUCUGGACAAACUGCUGGAUUGGUCAAGGUUUCUGGGAGAAAGAUGGAGAAGUUUUCGGUGUCUGUCAACAUUGCCGGAAAAAGCAGCGUCACCUUCAUUCUGACCUACGAGGAGCUCCUCAAGAGGAAUUUGGGACAAUAUGAGAUUUUAACCCGUGUUAACCCCAACCAACCAGUGCAGGAGUUUCAGAUUGUGACAAACAUCUAUGAGCCCCAGGGCAUCGCUUUUGUUGAGGCCACUGCAACUUUCCUCACAAAUGAUCUGCUCUCACUUGUAGAGAAAACAGUCACAGACACAAAGGCACACAUCUCUUUCUCACCAACACUGGAGCAGCAGAGGCAAUGUCCAGGAUGUGAAGGCACCAUCAUUGAUGGAGAUUUUAUCAUAAAGUACGACGUGAAACGAGAGAAGAGCCUGGGCCAAGUUCAGAUUGUGAACGGACACUUAGUACACUUUUUCGCUCCACCUGACCUGCCCAGAGUCCCAAAGAACGUGGUGUUUGUGAUUGACAGGAGCGGAUCAAUGUCUGGAAGAAAGAUUCAACAGACCCGGGAUGCUAUGGCUGCCAUCCUGAAAGACCUCAGUGAGGAGGACCACUUUGCUCUCAUCGUGUUUGAUGAUAAAAUUAUCACCUGGAAGGACUCUCUUACCAAAGCAUCAAAGCAAAAUGUGUCCAAAGCCAUCGCCUACAUCAGCAAGCUAAAGGACGAUGGAUCCACAAAUAUCAAUGAUGCUGUAUUAACAGCAGUAAAAAUGUUGAUGAGAGAAAGAGAAAAGAAGAACCUGCCAGAAAGGAGCACGGAUAUGAUCAUUUUACUGACUGAUGGGAUGCCAAACAGUGGAGAGUCUAACCUCCAGAAAAUUCAGGAGAAUGUGCACUCUGCUAUUGGGGGGAAAAUGUCCAUGUUCUGUCUUGGAUUUGGCAAUGACGUGAGUUACUCCUUCCUUGAUCUGAUGAGCAGACAAAAUAAAGGACUGGCCCGGAGAAUUUUUGAGGGGUCAGAUGCAGCACUCCAACUUCAGGGUUUCUAUGAGGAGGUGUCCAGCCCUCUGCUCUUGGACGUGGAUCUGCAUUAUCCUGACAACGCUGUGGAAGCCUUGACUAAAAACCACUACAGCCAGUUAUUCAACGGCUCAGAGAUUGUAGUUACAGGUCGAGUGACAGACAACAACCUAGAUAACUUCUUGGUGGAAGUGUUCGCCAGGGGGCCUGAGGAGGAUUUCUCUGUGCAGGGUAAGGCCAGUGUGGUCAACUUUGAUGUGAUCUACCCAGAGCAGGACUAUAUUUUUGGGGAUUUCUCAGAGCGUUUGUGGGCCUACCUCACCAUCCAGCAGCUACUGGAGAACAGUGAUAUUGGCACUCAGCAGGAAAAAGACAAUGCCACAGCGAAGGCCCUGGAAAUGGCCCUUCGAUACAGCUUUGUCACCCCUCUCACCUCCAUGGUGGUCACCAAGCCAGAAACUGAGGAUGGACGUGAUGGCCUGCUCAUCGCUGAUAAACUGACUGAGGAUCAGCGACAGAAAGCAGAGAGGAACAUAGGUUCCUCAGCUCAUGCAGCAAGUUCAAGUGGCCAAUCUCGUGGAUCCUCAUCCAGGAGUUCCAGUCUCAUUCGUUCCAAAUCCCGUGGCUCCAGUUCUCGUGGCCGAUCAGACGUGGACGGGGAUCCUCAUUUCAUGAUCGAGCUCCCAGACAGAAACGAUGUUCUGUGCUUCAACAUCAACGACAAGCCAGGAACCAUUUUCAACCUGGUCAGAGACCCAGAAUCAGGUUUUGUGAUCAAUGGACAAAUUAUCGGCAAGAAGAAAGUUUCUCCAGAUGGAAAAAUCAACACCUACUUUGGCCGUUUUGGUAUCAUUCACCAGAAGCUGAGGGUGAGGCUGGAGGUGAGCACUCAGGACAUCUCAGUGUUUCACCAUGGCAACAAGAUCCAGCUGCUGUGGUCUGAUUCAGCCUCAAUCAAAGAAACUGAUUUUCACCUCAGGUUGUCCAAAAACUCCAGUUUGUCAGUGACGCUGAGGCACUCCAUUAAAUUUAUGAUCAUUAGACACACAAAGGUUUGGAAGAGACGCCACGACCAACAAGACUUCCUGGGUUUCUACACCAUAGACAGCCACCACUUGUCUUCCUCAGUGCAUGGUCUGCUAGGUCAGUUCUACCAUGGAGUUGGGUUUGAGAUAACAGACAUGCAUUCAGAUGAGCUUCAGGAACAUAUGUAUGCCACCAUGUUUGUGAAGGGCCAAACACUCAACGUGACCAGACACUGGCAGAUGGACUUCAGCAGGGAUCUAAAGAAUGGGGAAAGUAUUCCUUGCUGGUUUGUUGACAAUGAUGGAACAGGCCUCAUCGAUGGAAAAGCCUCAGAAUACAUUGUGUCAGGGCUUUCUAAGACUACUUUUUGAAUUUUUGAAAAUUCAAUAUCCAAGUGGCCUUGUAGAAGGGCCACUUAAUCACAGAGGGAGUUUUGUGUAUUGAGACAGAUUUCUGAGUCACGCAGUAUAGCUUCACAAAUUAUACUUCUUCAGACAACAACAUUUAUACAGGAUAAGAGCAUCUUCAUUUAAUGGCAAAACCCAAAAAUGCUUUUCAGGAACAAUUUGCAGACCUGAAUUGUUGUCUUUAAAGCUCAUAAGCUAACACGUUGUUAAACAUGGAUAUUUUUCUGGCAACGUGUUCUGCUUUAUGAAAGCGACAACACAAUGUUAAUUGUUUUAUUAAAGGAAGAAUGUGC
Molecule: messenger RNA, 3205 nt
Organism: Labrus mixtus (cuckoo wrasse)
Lineage: Eukaryota; Metazoa; Chordata; Actinopteri; Labriformes; Labridae
Product: inter-alpha-trypsin inhibitor heavy chain H3-like
Exons: 24
Coding region: 33-2876 (947 amino acids)
Biological process (GO): hyaluronan metabolic process
Molecular function (GO): serine-type endopeptidase inhibitor activity
Source: RefSeq, a predicted model, not a curated record